AUGGACGGUCAAGAUGCUGUUACAACCACAGAUGACUCAGCUGGCGACGCGUCGAUCGCGCCGGUCGUGCCGCAGUCUCCCCGCCGCCUCCCGGCGCUCACACGCAUUUUCUCCGGCCGCCGCAGCGGAGAUUCCCUCGGACAGCCCCCGCGAGUCGUGUCGGCGGAUGGUGCCCCCGCGGCGGCGCAGCCAGAAAGCCGUGGCGGCGCGCGGUCCGCUCGGAUCAUGCCACCUUUAGUCGGCGGCGGCGGCGGAAAGUACAAUGGGAACGACAGGGGCUCCGCCGUGCCGCCCGAGCUCCCGCGCUCGCCGCGUUGCUCCGCCGCUGCGGCAGCCGGCGCGUGGGGGGAACAGGUGGGGAAAGUCCGCGUUCCGCCGCACCCGGGCAAAAGUCACAGCGACAAUGAGCCAGUGAUAGUCGUCCGGGCGACAGCGAAGAGCGGAAAGGCCUUUCAGGGUGCGGCGAGGCCGCCGCAGCAGCACUCCCGGCAGAAGCAGGAGGAGCAGAAGGAGCGGCCGUCACACAGGCGAUGCCGGAGCUGGGGAGGCGGCGGGCAGCAGGCUCAGCAGCAGGAGGCGGAGUGGCAGUUCCAGUUGAGUCAAUUUGAUGCGGAUACUACCUCACAGCACGCCAGCAGGAGAAGGAGCGACGGGCAGAAAGCACAGCAGCAGCGGCCUCCAGAGUGGCAGUUCCAGUUGAGUCAAUUCGAAGCUGACAGUAUCAGUGACUCUACCAGCUCACAGCACGCCAGCAGGAGAAGGAGUGACGGGCAGAAAGCACAGCAGCAGCGGCCUGCAGAGUGGCAGUUCCAGUUGAGUCAAUUCGAAGCUGACAGUAUCAGUGAUUCUACUAGCUCACAGCACGCCAGCAGGAGAAGGAGCGAUGGGCAGAAAGCCCGGCAGCAGCAGCAGCCUGCCGAGGAGACGGAGUGGCAGUUCCAGUUGAGUCAAUCUGAAGCUGUCAGUAUCAGUGAUACUAGUUCUAACUCACGGCACGCCAGGAGACGGAGCGGCGGCAGUGCUACUAGUUCUCAUUCUAAUAGUACAGUUUUCACUAAAACAGCAGGCCCCGGCGGCUCCGCCGCCAUUGGCAAUAACAACAAUGAUAUUGGCAGUGAUUCUGCCAAGUACCGGAGGCUGAGUGAUAGUAACGGUCGCCAGGCAAUCCCCACACCCCACCUCUUUCGUAAAAGCGCUAGUACUAGCGCUGCUGGCGCGGACGUUUCGGGGGAGGCGGAAGGAUCAUGGGAUGUUGAAAUUCUGGAAGGGGAAGUGCCAGUUGCGCUGGUGGGAUCCUUCCGAGAACUGGCGAAUCCGCGCCCGGCAGUAGAAACUGCUAGUAACAACAGCCGUGGUGCCACGAGUGAGGGUAGUACAAUGAGGGCGUUAGAAGCGGAGGCGGCUGCUGUUGCUCUGUCUGAAAGGGGUGGUGAAGGAGAAGCGCCGGUCGCGCUGGUGGGAUCCUUCCGGGAAAUGGCCUGCAGCCACGGUGAGGGUGGUGGUAGUAUGAGGGAUUUGGAAGCAGAGGCGGCUGCUGUGGCGCUGCCUACAAGAGAUGAUGAAGGGGAAGGAGGGGGGGGACGGGAGGAAGGAGGAGAGAAAGGGAGAGAGGAGGGGAGAGAGAAGGGACGAAGGGGGAGGACAGAGGAUGGAAGAGUGGAGGGACGAAGGGGGAAGACAGAGAAUGGGAGAGAGGAGGGAAGUGUGGAGGGGAGGAAGGAGGGCAGAGAGGAGGCGUCUUGGCGUACGAGCAGUUUAAGCAACGGCAUUGGCUUGUUGGACACGAAUGGUGCUGCAGGUGCUGCUGCUGCUGUUGCUGCUGAAGCUGCUGCUGCAGCUGAUGCUGCUGCUGCGGCUGCGGUUGCAGCUGCUUCUGCUUCUGCUGCUACUGCUGCUGCGGCCAACCAUACAAGCGAUUUUGCCUUUUCAGCCGUUGGAUCCAGAGCCAUCCGAUGGCCACCAAGCCACCGCAGAAUCCCCAACCAGCCAACAGUCAUCACCAGGUGCAGCAGGCAACGGGGUGAAGCAGCAGAGGGCGGAUCGGCGCGUGCAAUUCAGCCGAAUGGUGCAAGUGAGGAGGGUACUCGUUCCCUCUGA
This is a messenger RNA of Closterium sp. Naga37s-1, 2097 nucleotides long. NCBI's taxonomy places the organism in Eukaryota, Viridiplantae, Streptophyta, Zygnematophyceae, Desmidiales, Closteriaceae. The record is from the annotation of a GenBank genome assembly.